AUGUUCUCGACCUUGACCCUUAUGGGCGAUGACCUUCCGCAGGCCAUCACACUGUCCAGGGCAGACGACUUCCCUGCCCGUCAGUAUCACUUUCCACGUGGUACUUAUCGAGGCAGACCGGACUGGGAGCCGUCACCACGUCCGAAGGACGGCAACCUAGCUUUGAAGCUGGGUGAGCGCAUUGCCGACGGCAGAUCCGCCGUGGUAUAUGCUGCUGAGGUUCUGACUACAUCGGAUGAGCACAACGUGCUCCGCCAUGACUCACUCCCGCCAGAAGAAACCCUCUGCGUCAAGAUUGCACGGCCCAAUCGCUGCCGCACGCUCGCGCGAGAAUCCUGGGUCUACAAUCAGAUUCACCGUGGCCACAUGCAGGGGAUCAUCACACCCUAUACCUACGGAUUCUUCACUGCCGACUUGUCUAGCCAGCAGUUAACAUUUCCGCUCUGGAAAAGUCAAGAUUUCAGCCUGGAGCAUCAUCCCGUGGAGUCGCGAGAUGAUUCCACUUGUGAUGAUUCUCUGCCAGACGAUGACCCACUGAUGGGCGACGAACACAGACCAGGCGGCAGAGAAUUCUCGUCAUGGUAUAGCUGGAAGCCAGACCCUGAUGCGCCACUGCUGGCCGUGCUUGUGAUGUCGCGUGGAGGAGCAACGUACACACUCGAGGACGAUGCGGACAAAACCAUGCAGGAAGACAUUCACGCAAUACUCGACGAUUUAUCAGACAUUUGUCUGUGGCACAACGAUUUACGGCCGAACAACCUCGUUCGCGCGCCCUGUGGUACGAAGCCAUGCGUAAAACACGGUCGUGUUCACACGUGGAACAUGAUCGACUUCGCCUGGGUUCUUGUCGACGAUAUAGACGGUGACCUGGACGAAUCGAAGUUGAAGACUAUACGAAACUUGCAGCACAUCUCGUACCAGAAUCAUUACUUUUGGACCGGUUCUUGUACUUGA
This is a messenger RNA of Rhodofomes roseus, 954 nucleotides long. RefSeq lists its product as uncharacterized. Lineage: Eukaryota; Fungi; Basidiomycota; Agaricomycetes; Polyporales; Fomitopsidaceae. The record is from RefSeq and is a predicted model, not a curated record. The transcript has 2 exons. The coding region runs from base 1 to 954 and encodes 317 amino acids.